Molecule: messenger RNA, 2537 nt
Organism: Ceratitis capitata (Mediterranean fruit fly)
Lineage: Eukaryota; Metazoa; Arthropoda; Insecta; Diptera; Tephritidae
Product: probable peroxisomal acyl-coenzyme A oxidase 1
Exons: 8
Coding region: 237-2252 (671 amino acids)
Biological process (GO): fatty acid beta-oxidation using acyl-CoA oxidase; lipid homeostasis
Cellular component (GO): peroxisome
Molecular function (GO): fatty acid binding; FAD binding; acyl-CoA oxidase activity
Source: RefSeq, a predicted model, not a curated record
AUUGUGGAGCAAACGCGAGCACUACAAGCAAUCAAGGGCUAUGCCAUUAAACGCCAGUGCGACGUUGUUGCCCAACGAAGACUGUCUGUUGUGAAUUGUUGCGCUGCGGUGAGCUUUGCGCUUCAUACGCGGUGAUACUGGAUACUGGUGUUGUGCUGUUGUUAUUUAUUUAUUUUGUUUUCUUUCGUAUUUCCGUUUAAAAGUGGUGUAAAUAAAAAUAAAAACUUUUCGGCAAAAUGUCCAUACCAAAACAAAUAAAUCCGGAUUUGGUUAAAGAACGCGAAAGUGCCACGUUCGAUGUGGAAGAGUUUUCAGCUUGGAUUUAUGACGAUAUUAAUUUGUUGCAGAUGAAAAGAUUGGUCGAAGAGGAACUUUUCAAGGAUUCGCCUGAUCCCAUCGAGCUGGAUUAUCUAUCGUACGAAGAUGUCUACAAUCGUGGAGUCAAACACUCCGCUGAUGCGUUUAAUAAGCUAAGAGCAUUGCAAGAACGCUUGCAUCCGGGUGGCACUGAGAUUUAUCCUCUUCUUAUGAGUGGACCCAUUGGUAUGGCUCUCAUGCCCGCUGGUAGUCCCUUAGCGGUACACAUUCUAAUGUUCACGCGCGCACUUAGGAGUCAUGGCACGCCAGAGCAGUACGCGAAAUUCGGACGACGAGCAGAUAACUGUGAGAUUAUAGGUACCUACGCACAAACAGAGCUGGGACACGGCACCUAUCUGCGUGGAUUGGAAACACGUGCCGACUACGAACGUAAAACCGAUGAAUUUGUGCUGAAUUCGCCAACGCUGACGUCAUACAAAUGGUGGCCGGGAGGACUGGGCAACACUGUCAAUUAUUGCAUUGUGGUGGCCCAGCUCUACAUUGACAAUGAGCCAAUGGGUGUGCAGUUGUUUGUGUUGCAAGUACGCGACGAGGAAACUCAUGAGCCGCUACCCGGCAUUGAUAUUGGGGAUAUCGGCAAGAAGAUCGGCAUGGCUGGUGUGAAUAACGGUUAUUUGGGUUUGAAGAACGUACGUAUACCGCGCACCAAUAUGUUGAUGAAGAACGCCAAAGUGUUGGCGGAUGGCACCUUUGUAAAGAGUCCCGUGUCACAGCUGAACUACUUUCCCAUGGUGUAUGUGCGCUGCAUGGUGGUGCUGGGCAAUUGCGUGCUGCAUGCCGAGGCUGCAACCAUAACGACACGUUACUCAGCUGUGCGGCGUCAAAGUCCCAUUAAUCCUGACGCACCAGAACCCCAGGUCUUGGAUCAUCUCACGCAGCAAAUGAAAAUUACGCCAGAGAUCGUUACAGUUAUCGCCUAUCGUCUGGCGGGUGGCAAGCUCUAUAAGAUGUACGAACAAACUGCUAAAGCCGUCAGCCGUAGCGAUUACACGCGGCUGCCGGAGUUGCAUGCAUUAGCCUGCGCCAUGAAGGCGUCUUGCACUUACGACUCAACGUUUGGUAUUGAGCGUUUGCGGCUCUCUUGUGGUGGACACGGCUAUUUGGCUUCCUCGAAUUUAGGUAAUCUCUUUGCGUGGGCAACAGCGGCCUGCACCUACGAGGGGGAGAACUCUGUGCUAUAUCUGCAAGUGGGUAAGAUUUUGUUGAAGACUUGGACGGAUGUCUUGAAUAGAAAGCAGCUGAUGCCCACAAUGGCUUACUUGGGUGUGUGUGCGAGUUGGAAUGAGUUUCCGCAGUGGAGCGGUGACUGGAAGUGUUUGGUGGAGGCGCUGCAGUUUACGGCUACUAAUAAAACCCGCAUCGCUUAUAAAAGUUACAAUGAGCGAUUAAAACGUGGCCUAACGGAGCCGGAGGCAGUUAACGCGACGGGCAUAGAGCUCACGCAGGCCGCAGAGCUUCACGGGCGCGCUUUCAUUGCCAAUACUUUUUACGAAGAGGUGACAUUGCAAGAGAGAAUUAAAAAACGUUCAGCUUCACUCAAUAAAUUACUAGAAAAUCUGCUCGAACUCUAUUUGGUGCACACAGUGCAAAGGCAUAUGGCUGAUAUUCUGAGGUUUAUUACUCUAACCGAAGAUCAUUUGACUUCACUGCAAAAUCGUCUCGAAGCGGUACUCGCACAGCUGCGUCCUAAUUUGGUUGCCAUUUGUGAUGGUUUUGAUUUUCAUGAUAAAGUUUUAAGUUCGGUUUUGGGUUGUUAUGAUGGCAAUGUAUACGAAAGAAUUUUCGAAGCAGCCAAAAAGAGUCCAUUGAAUCAAAAGGCGGUACCAAAGUCAUUUGAGCAACAUUUGAAACCAUUUAUGAAAUCGAAUUUAUGAAGGAGAAUUGUCUUUUAUAAAAAUUGAGCACGGUAUGGUAUAUAUGUAUGUAUAUGGAGUUGGAAAACAUGAAUUAUGAACACUUAAUGAUACAGAGUUGCUUAAAACCAUUAAAAACAAAAUAAAAAAUAAUUAAAUAAAAUUAAAAAAAAAUUAAAUUUUUUUGGCUUGUUAUUUUUUUGCGUUUUGACAAACCAUGCUGCUUGGUUGUUUUAUACAAAAUGUAGUUAAUUGUUUCCAUAUACAAUAUUUAACAGGAGGUUCGAUCAAAUAUUUUGUCCAUAC